AUGGGAUGGGCACCGGACCUGUUCCCAAUUGGGUACAUGGAUGUUGACAUACCUGAAGAAGACCUAGACAAUGAUAACGCUGCUGCGGAGGAAAUGGAGACAGAUGAAGAAGCAGCCAUCAGUAGUGAGGGCAAUUACUUCAAGAAGUAUGAAAAUUGCCCUGGGCACUGGGACCCCAUGGAUGAGAGAGAGGUGAACAAAAAGGAAGGCAGCCCAGAGUAUUAUGAUGUUGUGUUGCCCUUUUUUAAGUCAAUGGUGGAUCGCUCUGAAUCAGUCGAGGUGACUCGUGUAUACAGGGUGCAGAAUCCCAUAAAGUGGAAAUACUACACUGUAAAAAAGGAAGAGAUGAUCUUAGAUAGCGAGGGCUCUGGGAAAGCUCUUGAAGAAUACCUGUUUCAUGGAACCUCUUCCGAUGCCCUGGAUGCCAUUUGUAGAAAGGGGCUUGACCCAAGAAUCAAUGGCAAACAUGGUACAACGUAUGGAAAAGGUUCCUAUUUUGCCAAAAAUGCGUCAUACUCCCAUCAUUACACAGAUCGGAGAAAGAAAAUCAACCCAAAUCUUGUUCACCCUGGACAGCCCGGUCCAAGCAGCGGCAUGCAAACAGUUAAGGACAAGUUCAAAGCCAGGAUGUUGUUUGCCAAGGUGCUGGUCGGUAGCUAUACAAUUGGAAAUCCUCAACUACGUAAACCUCCGGCUCGGAAUGCGGAUGAUCCUUUUGGGAAAUGUUACGAUUCUUGUGUGGAUAAUAUUCAGGACCCCAAAAUAUUUGUGAUAUUUGACACGACUCAGGCCUAUCCUGAGUACCUUAUAGAGUACAGUUACAGUUAG
Dreissena polymorpha is the source of this 828-nucleotide messenger RNA. Its product is annotated as protein mono-ADP-ribosyltransferase PARP11-like. The transcript is spliced from 6 exons. The coding region runs from base 1 to 828 and encodes 275 amino acids. NCBI's taxonomy places the organism in Eukaryota, Metazoa, Mollusca, Bivalvia, Myida, Dreissenidae. Gene Ontology annotation, molecular function: NAD+ poly-ADP-ribosyltransferase activity. The record is from RefSeq and is a predicted model, not a curated record.